AUGAUGUACCAUUCAAAAGGUUUAAAACUAUCAAUUAUUAGGAAGACAAUUCUAUUCAACCUAAGAAAUAAUUAUUUUAUUGAACUCAAAAUUAAUGUAAUAUAAAGUUUCUAUAAAAUAUCCUCCUCUCAAUUCUCUAUUUAUUAAAUUUCUUACAUAUAUUCCUAACCAUUUGCAAAUAAAUACCUUUAAGCAAAUAGUUAUGAAUUAAUUAAAUAAACAAUAAUUUCUUAAAAGAAAUUGAAAUAUGUAAGAUAAUUAAAAUUUUAUAGGUUUUGUUAAAGAAUAACUUAAAGGAGUUAAAGUUAAACAAACUAAAAUUGAAAAACAUGAUUUUAUGAAAACAUUAAAGAUGAUAGAAGAUUAGUUAUUAUAAUCAAUUAAAAUAGAUAAGAAGGCAAGUUGUGGAGAAAUAUAGCUUAAAAAAACAAAUCGAGAAGUAGAAUUGAAAUAAUAAAAACAAAUAAUCUAGCUUUAAUAAAAGCUUUCAUAAGCAUAAAAAGACUGCUAAGAUCUUAAAGAAUAAAAUCAUUAAAUAUAUACAGAAAUGAAAAAAUAAAAACAAAUAAUAAAAUCUUUAGAAAGAGAAAAGUAAUAGUAUUCAAAAGACAAAGUAAUUUGGGAUAAAAAACUGUAAAAUUAAGAAGAGUUGUAUUCAACAAAUUUAAGAAUGACAGAUGAUGUUAAAAAGGUUUUAAAUAUGAUAAAUGAGGAUAUAGAUAGAGAAGCUGUUGUUAAAGCUAAGAAAAUGAAAUGAA
Paramecium pentaurelia is the source of this 758-nucleotide messenger RNA. Lineage: Eukaryota; Ciliophora; Oligohymenophorea; Peniculida; Parameciidae. The record is from the annotation of a GenBank genome assembly.